AUGUUAUUUCUGUUUGCACUGCUCACUGAGCUUGUAUGGCUGAAUGUCUGCCUUGAUUCUGAAAAACUAUUUCUGCAUAUAACAGUUCCACAGAAGAUAAAGUCAAAUGAGAGUGAAAACCCAGAGAAACAAGUGAUUUAUAACAUAACAAUUGAUGAAAAACCACAUACCCUGCUUCUGAAAAAACACUCAUUCCUAUCCAAUAACUUUUUGGUGUAUACAUAUAAUGAAACUGGAUAUUUGCAUUAUGAGUCCAAAUAUUUUAAGAGACAUUGCCAUUACCAAGGUUAUAUUGAAGAUAUCCCAAAUUCACAUGCUUCACUCAACAUCUGUUCUGGACUCAGGGGAUUCAUUCAGUACGAAAAUCUCAGUUACGGAAUUCAACCAUUGGAAUUAUCAGCAAGAUUUGAGCAUAUAAUUUACCAAGUGAGAAUUAAAAAUGCAAAUAGUUCAAUGUUAGCAGAAAAUGACAGCUAUAUACAACAUAAAUAUCAGUCUUCUAAAGUUUUUCUAAAAUCACAGAAAAACAUAUUUUCAAAAUUAUUGCCUCUACAUCUAGAAAUGCAUAUAACAGUGGAAAAAGCUUUGUAUGAGUAUUUGGGAUCAGAAAGUAUGAUUGUCACUCAGAAAAUUAUCCAGAUUUUUGGUCUUGUCAAUACUAUAUUUUCUCAGUUUAAAUUGUCUGUUAUCCUGUCAUCUUUGGAAUUGUGGUCAGAUAAAAACCAAUUAUCUACCAAUGGUGAGCCUGACAAUUUACUGCAAAGAUUUUUGGCUUGGAAAAAUGACUCUCUUAUUCUACCACAACGCGAUAUAACAUUAUUACUUAUUUACAGAAAACAUCCUAAAUAUGUGGGAGCAACAAUUCCUCACUCAAUAUGUAAUAAUAGCUACAAUGCAGAUAUUGCUGUGUAUCCAGAUGCAGUUACAUUGGAGGAAUUUUCAUUUAUUGUAUCUCAACUACUUGGCCUAAAAAUAGGUUUAACAUACAAUGACAAGAAUUGUAUUUUUUCAAGAGCUGUGUGCAUAAUGAAUUAUGAAGCAAUGUAUCUGAGUGGUCUAAAGACUUUUAGCAAUGAUAGUAUGACUGCCUAUAAAUAUUUUAUUUCCAAACUUGAGCCUAAAUGUCUUCAGAAACUUUCAAAGAAUACGUCACUGUAUCAAACUCAUCCAGUUUGUGGUAAUGGGAUUUUAGAACAUAAUGAAGAAUGUGAUUGUGGCAGUAAAGAGGAGUGUCAAUUUAAAAUGUGCUGUGAUUAUAAUACAUGUAAACUAAAAAAUUCAGCAAAAUGUGGAUCUGGACCAUGCUGUACCACCAAAUGUGAGAUAGCUGUAGCAGGCACUGUAUGUAGAAGAAGUAUUGAUGAAGAGUGUGAUUUUACAGAGUAUUGCAAUGGAACUUCUAGUAAUUGUGUACCUGACACUUAUGCAUUGAAUGGCAAGUUAUGCAGCUUAGGAGCUGCAUAUUGUUAUAAUGGACAAUGCCAAACGACUGAUAACCAAUGUACUAUGAUAUUUGGAAAAGGUGUUCAAGGUGCUCCCUAUGCCUGCUUUGAAGAAAUUAAUUUUCAACAAGAUGAAUAUAGAAACUGUGGUUUCAAAAAUUUACAACCAUUACCUUGUAAACAGAAAGAUGUUCUCUGUGGAAAACUUGCUUGUGUUUGGCCGCAUCAGAAUAUUUAUAAAAGUGAUAUUCAAUCUGUACUUUAUUCAUAUACUCAAGAUUAUAUGUGUAUGUCCAUAACUGCUGGGUCAUCACUGAGUGCAGAUGGAAAAGAUUAUGCCUAUGUUGCUGAUGGCACUGUGUGUGGUCCAAAUAUGUACUGUUUAAAUAGAACUUGCAAAGAAGCACAGCUAACAACAUAUAGCUGUAAUGCCACCACAAAAUGCAAAGGCAAUGGAAUAUGUAAUAAUUUAGGUAAUUGUCAUUGCUUUCCUGGCUAUCAACCUCCUUAUUGUGAAUUACAAAUUGAUUCACCAGGUGGAAGUAUUGAUGAUGGAAACAUUCAGAAAUCUGGUAAAUUUUUAAAUAAAGGUAGAGCAUAUCAAAAAAAUUGGCUCAUACUGAGUUUCUAUAUUGUUCUUCCCUUUUUUAUAAUUUUCAUAAUUACAAUUAAA
Suncus etruscus (white-toothed pygmy shrew) is the source of this 2115-nucleotide messenger RNA. It is a transcript of the gene ADAM18, whose product is annotated as ADAM metallopeptidase domain 18. Gene Ontology annotation, molecular function: metalloendopeptidase activity. The transcript has 19 exons. NCBI's taxonomy places the organism in Eukaryota, Metazoa, Chordata, Mammalia, Eulipotyphla, Soricidae. Gene Ontology annotation, biological process: proteolysis; cell adhesion; binding of sperm to zona pellucida. The record is from RefSeq and is a predicted model, not a curated record. Gene Ontology annotation, cellular component: plasma membrane. The annotation marks the transcript as partial.